Caenorhabditis remanei is the source of this 408-nucleotide messenger RNA. RefSeq lists its product as uncharacterized. NCBI's taxonomy places the organism in Eukaryota, Metazoa, Nematoda, Chromadorea, Rhabditida, Rhabditidae. The record is from RefSeq and is a predicted model, not a curated record. Bases 1 to 408 code for a protein of 135 amino acids. The transcript has 2 exons.
AUGCUUGUCUCAUAUGAUAUUGUAUGUACCUCCACUUCCACACUAUGCUAUAUAUCAGUAUUCCGGUCAAUCCGAAACCAUAACAAAACAAGUAAUGUUCAGAGAAAUAAAAGUAACCAAGAUGUGAAGUACUUAUUCCAAUUCGUGUUCAUCUCUAUAUUUUACAUUUUCACUUGGGUUCUAUUUGAGCUCCUUCCCCAUAUCGUCCCAACAAAUCAAUCAGAAUGGUACUCUGUUGUACCAGUGCUAGUGACCUUUAAUUGCUCUUCCAACUCUAUUAUCUACCUUUCCAUAAACCUAGAAGUUCAGAAAUCUCUUCAGAUUCCAUGGUUGAGGAAGAAGCUCGUUGGAGCCAAAGCUUCAAGUCAGGUUCAGGUGAUACAAGUUCGUGCCGCCAAAGUUGCUUAA